AUGGCUCAGCAUAAUGUAGAAUGGUACAGCGUACACACAUAUGGUGUAGCGCUGCGAGAAAUGGCUCAGCGUAAUGUCGAAUGGUACAGCGUACAUAAAAACAGUGUAACGUUGUGUGAAAUGGCUCAGAGUAAUGUCGAAUGGUACAGCGUACAUACAAACAGUGUAGCGUUGCGUGAAAUGGCUUAGCGUAAUGUCGAAUGGUGCAGCGUACAUACAAACAGUGUGGCGUUGCGUGAAGUGGCUUAGCAUAAUGUCGAACGGUACAGCGUACACACAAAUGGGAGUUAUACAUCACGGGCGACGAGCGGGGAUAGAAAAAACGACCCAAAUACGAGUGGUCAGUGGUGAAACAACCUUAAUACUUCAUAUAUAGACAGAUCAUUUGUGGUAUCAGGAAACAAUCGUGUUGUAAAGCCGAAGUGUAAACAGUUUACUUCGCUAAAUAAAAUGUUAAGCAAUUCAAAAGUGUUGAUUGUACAUAUAUCUUUUUUUUUACUGCUUUAAUAAACAAUGAAGGCAUCGGUGGCAUCCGAAAGGUACCAAGAAGAAUUAAAUGUACGUUUUGUAGUUGCAGAAAACAAUCGUGUUGUAAAGCCGAAAUGUUAUCAAGUUACACUUCGCUACUUAAAAAUUUAAGCAAUUUUCCUCAAGCUUUAACUGGAACAAUACUUUUAAUGCUCUAUUAACCAACGGAGGCAUCGGGAAAGGCAUUGGUGACACCGGGAAAGGCAUCAAGAAGAAUGAUAUUAACGUUAAGUAACUUGUUGUGUGACGAAAAAAACGUAUCUUGACUUGUUCAAAGCACUUAAAUCACAGUUGGCUUCCUUUUCACUUGAAUUUUGUAUCCACAGCCUAAGAUGAGAAAUUUAAAAUUUCUAUCAGCUGAACUUCUUUUACUGCAUAUUAUAUCUAUUCAAUCGCCCCCAAUUCACGUGGAAAAAAGGCAAGUAGGAAAACACUGAGCUUCGAGAAACAGCCAUGUUAAGGCUAAUGUAUUUACCAUUCCUUAAAUAUUUAUAAUCAAGACCGCUCGUUUAGGAGACCUUUUCUCAAAAGAUCCACACGUGCAAAUAGUUCUGUUUUCCGUUCGAAAUGUUUUUCUUCCUAUUCAAUUGAACAACUGACUUAGCGUUUAAGCCGAGAAAAAAAUCACAAAGUUUGAAUUCUGGGAUGUUGUCCACUGUUGGCUCCAUCAAGUUACGAUUCUGCACCAUUGACGCUCGUGAAAAUCUAUCUUAAUUGACUACCAAGGACUGUAUUUCUUAUCUUGCAAAUUAAGGUCUGUACAUGACAUUAAGUUCAUCAUCUGGUUCAUUGUUAUAGUCAGCUUUAAAAUUUAAACUCUACUUGUACCGACAAGAAGCCACCCUAAGGGCAGGUGAAAUGUUGCGUAAGCGUCUCCGCGAAAGGCACAUCCAGACAACUUGCAUGGAAAACCUGGCCACAGCUAUCGCACCCAAGCCAAUCCUCUCCAUCGUCGUCUUUGCAAAUCUAACAGACCGCGGUAUUUCUCCUAUAAUUGAACAAAAGAUAUGGGACGUCAAAGAGAUCUUCGGACUGACAUAUGAAUUCAGCCACAACCUUGUAUCCCACGUUGGUAUGUACACAAACGAAAAAAAGUGGAAUUGCGUACCUUGUCGUUUUGUACGUGGCGUCCAUCAGGGCCAGUUCACUACCAUAUCUUUCAAGCAUUCGUUGUUGCCAUGGCUCUUGAUGUACAAAGAGGAAGGUUUAGGUCUUGGUUCAUCUUUUUCGUUAAUGACAGCGUCUCUGGUACGGUAAAAGAAGUUGCUAAGCCACUCUUCGAUUUGGUAUUGAUUUCUUUUAGAAUAGCCUUCUUAGCCAUCACCAAGCUAUUAUCUGAUAGGAACUUUGCUUUGUUGAUGAAGUAAUCGUUGUACACCCGAAUACAUCGAAUCUGCAUGACUGCCGGGUAAUCCAAUUUUCUCGAAUUCUGCAAGUGUAUUCUAGUUUUUCUUGCAUAGUCGUGUACAUUAGCGUAGUCACUCUUGCAGGUAUAACUUCCUCGGGCAUCCUAAUUGGUACAGAAGAUUUUAAUACAGGUGUGUUCUACGAGAGCAAAAUGAAAUUACAUUCUUCUCCCAGCUGCGAUAUCAUCUGUGAUUUUUACUGACUUCACUACUAUUGCCAACACCCUUCCCCCUCAUAUUUCUUUGGGUAAAUUGGUUAUGAAACAUAUAACUUAAAACUCCUGUAACAUUUUGAUCCUCGUAAAAAGAAAAUUAAUCAGUCCAUUUGAAUAAGCUUAAAUUCAACCUCUUGACUCUCAGUUUCCUUUAUCAUUUCUCGAUUGACCUCUUUUUUUUACUUAAAAUUUGAAUGUUUGCUAAUCCAUUUACUGUAAUUGUAACCAACCUUUCUGGAUCCAUGUAUACAAUGUCGAGUUUCUCUGCUAGAGAUUGAAAAGGGGUGGCCAAACAACUGUAUGGGGACAUUUCCGCGGUUGUUUUCAAAUACGGGAGGUGCUGUCAAAUGAAAUCAGAUAGAGUUGUUAAGCAACAUGCCUUAUUUCCGGUUUACGUGUAAAGGUGUCAAUAAGAGCCAGACCUUUGACCCAAACCUUUGCACCAAAGCCACUGUUCGCUGUUUUUAAACCAAAUAGACCUUUUAGGUAGAGAUAAAUGAAUAAAAAAAAAAUAACAACAGCAAUAACAACAAACACAAAGAAACUAAAAUGAAAUAUAAAUAGGUAGUUCAGACGCAGCUUCUCGCAAAUCGCGUAAGACUGCCUUUGAAGAAAUUUACCAUAAACUCUGAAAGACGGCGAUUCUUCUCAAUUAAAUUAUCCCUGAAUUAGGAGAGUCAGGAUAGGAAACCGGGAUCUGUGCACUUUAAAACACUGAGAGAUUAUAUACCUGUUUGAGAAAAUCUGUUGUGGUUUUUCUCUUUUGAAUGGCUUUCUGUAAGUACAUAACACGUGGAGUUCAAUGCCUGAAAUGAAACUAACAGAUCAUCCAUCUCUGCUCUGUUUCCCUCGAAAUAUCCAAAACAAUAAUUGCCUUCAACAGAAAAGCCAUUGAGAUGUUCUUUCAAAAAGUCGAUCUCUAAAUCUCUUAACAUUGUUGGCUUUUGGUCUUCAUCCAUGGCAAAAUCUUCCAGGAAAAGCAAACUACAGUGUGAAAACCAAGUUCCUGCCAAAUUUGAUUGACAUUUUUGACAACCGGAAAUCAUGAUACUUUUUUUUCGUCACGCACGUCACGCACGUCACGCAGCUAGCUACAAACCAUAUAUAUAAUUAUUCUUGGUGCCUUUCCAAAUGCCACUGACUCCCUCUCCGAAGCCUCCAUUGUUUAUUAAAGCAGUAAAAGAUAUGAGUUCAAUCAACACUUUUGAAAAAUUGCUUAAACUAUGAAGCAAAUUGUUAACAUUUCGGCUUUACAACACGAUUGUCUCUGGAACAACAAAUUAUAUGUCACUAUAUGAGGUAUAAAAGCUGUUUCACCGCUGACCGCUCAUAUUUGGGUCGUUUUUUCUAUCCCCGCUCGUCGCCCGUGAUGUAGUAACUCCCCACACAAAUGGUGUAGAGUUGCGUGAAAUGGCUCAGCGUAAUGUAGAAUGGUACAGCGUAGACACAAAUAGUGUAGCGUUAGGUCGAAUAGCUUUGCAAAACAUCAGACGCUCUAUCUGA
Pocillopora meandrina is the source of this 3652-nucleotide messenger RNA. Lineage: Eukaryota; Metazoa; Cnidaria; Anthozoa; Scleractinia; Pocilloporidae. The record is from the annotation of a GenBank genome assembly.